GACUUGUUUUGAAAUCAGUUCUCACGAUCACGGGCCGGGGGGAAAGAGAGGGAGAAGAGAUUCUCACCAACCCUAGGGGAACAUUACAAGAAAGAAGUCUUUGUAGAGAUCAUUUAUCAUCAAAAUGGCCACAGCUGGGGAAGGCGGGGAUGCCGCUAGCCUUCAAGAUAAGUUACAAGUUCAAGUCGCGUCUUCUAUGAGAGAGGCGCUGGAUAAGUCCACGAGCAUUCUCUCAAAUCUCCACCGUCUCUCCAGCUACCUUGACGUGAUGAGCUCCAUGCUCUCCGCCCCAGAGAGACUAAAGAAUGCCUUGCACCAAAUACAGACAAUCCGCUCGGACAGUGCGUCUCUGUUACAGACGAUAUAUCUUGGAGAGAUAGGACUGCAGAGUCUGCAAACCGCCAGCAUGACUGCUGGUAUUCUGCCCAUUCUCUCGGAUAGUACCUUGUCAAUGACCACGCCUCCUGACCCUCCUCCUUCUUCUGAUGGAAACCUGUUUGACGAAGGAUCUGGAUUUGCUCUUGGUAAAAGAAAUGGGGACGGUAUUUCAAUAGACACUGAACCUCCUACUAAGAAAUCUUCUGUAGCUGUGUUCACAUGUCGUGGCUGUCAAAAGACAUUUGGUACCAAUACAGACCAAGGUCAAAUGCCAAAUUUUUGUCGGAAAUGUCGGGAAUCUGCCGCAGCCUCUGGUUCGGCGUUGUUUCCCAAAGUGUCCUUGACUCCUAUACUAAAUUCUACUCCCAUCUCUCCUGCUAAACAGGUCAAGCGUCGUGUGAGCAAACGUGCUAAACUAAACGCGUUAGUCUGUCGGCUUUGUGGAAUUAAUUUCUUUUAUCGUCGCUGCAUGAUGCGUCAUCUUCGUGAGAACCAUGCCCCAGUUAUUGACGUCAACAAUCUUGAGCAAUACAUGGAGGAGCUCCCGACCACGUCUCUCCCUCUCCCCUCCUCUCCCUCGUCCCAACCCUCUUCUCUCGACAUUGCUACGUGUAUGGGUAGCGAGCUUGUUGGUGAGUCCAAUUUCGAUUUGAGUGUUUCCUCUUCAUCAGCGGACAACAGUAACAUGAUUAUCGCUGGUACCCAAUCAAACUCUGAGCAUACUUCCUCUGUUGCUGUUGCCACCCCAGCCUCUCGUUUUAUUACUGCUCAAAGCCUGCAGCCGGUAGAGCACGUGAUACUCUCAUCUUCGCAGAAUUCCGAGCAGGACUCUCAUGAUCUUGAUCGUUUGGAAGUUGAGCUCAAUCCUUCCACUACAGAGAUAGACUUGGACGGUAUGAAAGUGACUACCACUGUUAAGGUGUCGGAGACCGGGGCUGCUUUUCGUGAGUACAAGUGCUCCGUGUGCAACAAGGCAUUUGAUAGGCCAUAUCGCCUCACUCGUCACCUCGAGAUUCAUGAUCCCAAUCGUCCACGCCUUCCAUGUAGCUAUUGCAGUAAAUCAUUUACUCGUAAGGAUUCCCUAGAGAGUCACAUUAAGUCGGUGCAUGCCUCGGUCCAUCCGUACACAUGUACUCAUGAGACUUGCAACAGAUCCUUUGCCACUAGAUCAAUGUACCUCAAUCACCUAAAGGUUCAUGGGGAGAGCAAGCCUUACCACUGCCAAGAGUGUGAAGAGUCUUUUUCUCUGCUUGCUGAACUCAAGGAGCAUUUGAAGAAGGAGCAUCCUGAGAAUGAGGACUCUCGUUGCUCAGAGUGCUUUAAGGUCUGUCUCUCGCAUGAUGACCUCCAGCAGCACAAGAUAUGUAACCAUCGCUUUGAGUGUGAGAUAUGUGGUAAAGUAUUCUCAAGGCUGGCUUAUCUUCAGGUCCAUGUGAAGGUUCACGAUGGUCAGGCAAAGUUAAAUUGUCGAUUCUGUUCAGAGGGUUUUGAUUCACUCUAUGCUUAUCGUCAACAUAUGAAGACUCAUCCAGAGUAUCGGAGAGUCAUAAACGUCUUUCCCUGCAACACUUGUAAUAAAAUUUUCCAAGAUCCAGACGAUCUUUAUUCUCAUUACCAGAGUGAGGAGCACAAAGAGAAAGCUUCAAGUAUUGGUAGUAGUACUUUCUCAACAACACUUAGCAUCACUGAGGGGGACCUGUCUGCAAUGAAUGAUUUAGUGACUCAUAUUGUUAUGAAUGAGUCUGAUGACAUAAUUAAUAACAUUCAGGGAACACAAUAGGGAUCACUCAAGACUCAAGAAGUAAACAAUACUGUCAACAUUACUAUAAUAGUUUGGUUAUAAAAAGAUUGAGCUUCAUUAUCAUAGUACUGUUUCAUUAAGAAACAUAUAUUUUGGUUGAUUUUGCUACUAUACAUGCAUUAUGCAUUAUAUGUACAUAGAACUAUUUUAAAAUAAACAUUAGGAAACAUUAAAAUACAUUUUUGUCAUAAAAGAUUAACUUUACACAUUGUUUUGCUAUUGUGUGUGCAUCUGAUAGUAAUGGCAUGUAAUGAUGUUUGGAUACAAGUGACAGACAUAUUGUUAUUUGAUUUUGGAAA
Amphimedon queenslandica is the source of this 2478-nucleotide messenger RNA. RefSeq names its product zinc finger protein 350-like. Gene Ontology annotation, cellular component: nucleus. The coding region runs from base 125 to 2158 and encodes 677 amino acids. The transcript is spliced from 3 exons. The record is from RefSeq and is a predicted model, not a curated record. Lineage: Eukaryota; Metazoa; Porifera; Demospongiae; Haplosclerida; Niphatidae. Gene Ontology annotation, biological process: regulation of gene expression.